Messenger RNA from Corylus avellana, 1949 nucleotides. RefSeq names its product putative beta-1,3-galactosyltransferase 2. Lineage: Eukaryota; Viridiplantae; Streptophyta; Magnoliopsida; Fagales; Betulaceae. Gene Ontology annotation, cellular component: Golgi membrane. The record is from RefSeq and is a predicted model, not a curated record. Gene Ontology annotation, molecular function: galactosyltransferase activity.
UCAACUUCCCUUGUCUGCCAAGAAGCGUUUAGAGAGACAGAGAAAGAGAGAGAGAACAAAGCAAAGGAUAAAGAAGAAAACAAACAGAGUUAGAAACAGAGCAAGUUUUUCUCUGUUCUUAUUCUUUCCCUCUCUAUGUGAGCUUUUUGCUCUGUCACAAAUCUUGUUCCAGAGCUCAUUUUCAAACUUGAUUGUGAGCACUUAAGCUUGGUCUGCCUCUGGGUCUCCUUCAGUUUGUUGGCACUCUUUGUAUUCUAUAUGGGUUUUGCUUGAGAAAGCUGUAUUCGGUUGGAAAUAGAGGAGAAUCUGGCUAGAAAAUGUCUUGGAAGAGCAAAGGAGAGCUGUCUUCUAGGAGUGUAAUAUCACAAAAAUGGACCCUUUUGCUUUGUCUGGGCAGCUUCUGUGCUGGACUACUCUUCACCAACAGGAUGUGGACUGUUCCUGAACCUCAGGGUAUUGCACGGACAACGGCAAUGGAAGCUGAAAAAUUGAAAUUGGUUUCCGAGGGCUGUGAUCCAAAAGCUUUGCAUAACAAAGAAGUAAACCAUGAAUCCGAGGACGUUUUGGGGGAAGUUCAUAAGACUCAUAAUGCUAUACAGACAUUAGAUAAGACUAUUUCGAGUUUAGAGAUGGAAUUAGCUGCUGCAAGGGCAGCUCAGGAGUCUAUACGAAGUGGCGCUCCUUUGUCACAAGAUCCAAAGAAGAAUGAAUCAUCUGGGAAAAGAAAGUAUCUAAUGGUUGUAGGAAUUAAUACUGCUUUUAGCAGCAGGAAAAGAAGAGAUUCAGUUCGUGCAACGUGGAUGCCACAAGGUGAGAAGAGAAAGAAGCUGGAGGAAGAGAAGGGAAUUAUUAUCCGCUUUGUCAUUGGUCACAGUGCCACAUCAGGGGGUAUUCUGGACAGAGCCAUUGAAGCAGAGGACCAAAAACAUGGAGAUUUACUGAGGCUGGACCAUGUUGAAGGCUACCUGGAAUUGUCCGCCAAGACAAGGGAAUAUUUUUCUACUGCUGUUGCUUUGUGGGAUGCAGAUUUCUACAUCAAAGUUGAUGAUGACGUCCACGUAAAUAUAGCCACACUUGGAGAAACUCUAGUUAGACAUCGAUCAAAACCACGGGUAUAUAUUGGAUGCAUGAAAUCUGGUCCUGUCCUUAAUCAAAAAGGAGUGAGAUACCAUGAACCUGAGUAUUGGAAGUUCGGUGAGGCAGGCAAUAAAUACUUCCGUCAUGCUACAGGACAGCUCUAUGCUAUUUCAAAAGAUCUGGCGACGUAUAUAUCAAUAAAUCGGCAUGUCCUACACAAGUAUGCUAACGAAGAUGUCUCACUGGGAUCAUGGUUUAUUGGCCUUGAUGUGGAGCAUAUUGAUGAUCGGAGAUUAUGUUGUGGCACUCCACCUGAUUGCGAGUGGAAGGCCCAGGCAGGCAACGUCUGUGUAGCUUCAUUCGAUUGGAGCUGCAGUGGUAUUUGCAGGUCUGCUGAUAGGAUUAAGGAGGUCCAUCGGCGCUGCGGGGAAGGUGAAAAUGCUUUGUGGAGUGCUUCUUUCAGAGAGGCAGCUUAGAGUUCUUCCAAACUCAGGAGGAUGAUAAGCUAGAGUAAUGAUGCAACCAUAAUUUUUUUUUUCCUGUAUUUUUGUGAGUAUAGAGAAUAUGUCAUUUUACACGAAGAGAUAGAGAGAGGGAGAGAGAGAGAGAGAGAGAGAGAGAGAAAGAGUAGAGGGGCUUUGCUACAUGGACAUUCUGCAUUUUAAGAGAGGAGUUUGACCAUGGUAGCAGCCAGAAAAGGAAGCGAGAGAGAGUCUCCACCCAUUCUUUGAUGCUUGGAGGGCCAGUUUGUAAGUUAACAUUUCCAUGGCUAUCAAGCUCCUAAUAAAUAUACAUCUUUGGUGGCUUUUGCUGCCUUUCCUUUAAUACAAUCUCUCAUUUUCUGUUUUCCAAGCAUGAAUUUGAAGAAAGUA